Messenger RNA from Sinocyclocheilus rhinocerous, 2710 nucleotides. RefSeq names its product calcineurin subunit B type 1-like. Gene Ontology annotation, molecular function: calcium ion binding. Lineage: Eukaryota; Metazoa; Chordata; Actinopteri; Cypriniformes; Cyprinidae. The record is from RefSeq and is a predicted model, not a curated record. The transcript has 6 exons. The coding region runs from base 357 to 869 and encodes 170 amino acids.
CUCAUUUGAUUAACGGUAAUGAUGCAAAUGCUAGUGUAUUUACAGAGAGAGCAAAUCAGGCAGAAAUACCCGGAUGUGCUGUUCUAAUAUGCCCCUCCCCCCUCCGCUCGGCUCGCUCCCUCCCUCUCUUUCUCUCUCCACCACCACCACCAACUCAACCCACUGCCUCUUCCCCCUCCGCUGCGGACCUACCGAAGCCACUGCAGUCAAUCCGUCAUCCGUCGACUGAAAGCCCGAGGACAAAAUCCGAGCGACGCGCUACUGCGACUUCCUCGCCCAGAAAAAUAACCGUCACCGAGAGCGCCCGCUCAGUUCCGCGAGAUUCUGCGCAAGGCGAAGACAACCCCGGCGACAGAAUGGGAAAUGAGGCAAGUUAUCCUUUGGAGAUGUGCUCACACUUUGAUGCUGAUGAGAUUAAAAGACUAGGAAAGCGGUUUAAGAAACUCGACCUGGAUAACUCGGGUUCUCUCAGCGUGGAGGAGUUUAUGUCUCUACCCGAGUUGCAGCAGAACCCGCUGGUGCAGCGAGUCAUCGAUAUAUUCGACACAGACGGAAAUGGAGAAGUGGAUUUUAAAGAGUUCAUUGAAGGCGUCUCUCAGUUCAGCGUCAAGGGCGACAAGGAGCAGAAGCUCCGCUUUGCGUUCAGGAUUUAUGACAUGGAUAAGGAUGGCUACAUAUCCAACGGUGAGCUGUUCCAGGUGCUGAAGAUGAUGGUAGGGAAUAACCUGAAGGACACCCAGCUGCAGCAGAUCGUCGACAAAACCAUCAUCAACGCAGACAAGGAUGGGGACGGGAGGAUAUCUUUCGAGGAGUUCUGCAUUGUGGUUGGUGGCUUAGACAUUCACAAAAAGAUGGUGGUGGACGUGUGAAAAGAUGGAACAGGCCCUUCACUGAACACCCUCUUUUCACUUCUCCAUUUCUGAGAAUCAGCUCCAGAUGUUCCGCUAACACGCUCUCUCUCUCUCUCUCUCUGUCUGUCGCUCUUUUUCUUGCUCUCUCUCUUUCUAUGGAAGUAUUUCUCUGAAUGAUGCCUCUGUUCUCCGUCUGUACUCCCUGAGCCUUGUGACGCCUGCCAUCCUAAGUGUUAUAGAGCAUGAGAUUCUUCUGUCCACAUUCUCGGGUAUUUAAGGACAGUCAGAGAGACGAUUUCUCUAUCGAUUACCGAGCGACUCAGUGUGGUGGAGAAGGAAGAGAGGAGGGUGUGUGUGUGAGCGUGUGUGUGUGUGUAUGCAUGUUCUUUAUUUUUCUUUUUGAAGGGGGGAUUUUUGUAUUUAUUUUGGUCCUGUCUUUUUUUAAAGAUGAUCUAGGUCUACAGGGAAUAUGUGUAUGUGAGCGAUAUAUAUGACUUGACACUUGAUUUCAAUACAACACUCUUCAAGCAUGAAGUGCCAAUCGAAACAUAGGCCUAUACGUGGGAUUUAACAAUAGCUGAAUAUUGGAAUCGCUAUCUGAUGUUCUUCAUGUCAUGGGGAGAUUAAAAAAAGUUUAUCAUCAAGCUUGUUUUUUUGCUUCCACCUCUUUUGAGCAAAUAUCUGCUUCAGAUCUCAUGCAAAAUGCAAAUCCGAUUUGAAUGUUUUUACCGAAAAUGUGUGAGUGUAUGUAACGUGUGCGGUGUUAAUAUUGUCAGGGAGUUCAUCUACCGUCUUGCUUUCUCAUAUACAGUAGACUAUAGGAUAAAAAGCAAAUAUAUUUGAAGUUGUGCACAUAUAUGCAUAUGGUUUACUUUUAAGACCGGUGUUUUAUCGCACGAGCCGGGUGGGAAGGGACGAUCAGAUCACACCACGUUACUGUAGGAUGGAACAGUGCCAUCAGUAAAACUUCUGGACAUUUUUAUGCGUGUAUUCUGGAUUUAUUAUCAUUUUAACACCGCAAACGAGUAAUUUUGAUUUACCUCUCGACAUUGUAGUUACAUAUGAGGAUACAGUGCAUAUUGUGGCAAACUGAAUCCACAAUAACACCUGAUUUGAAUAUUUGUGUGUGGAAAUUUACGGUUAAUUUUUUCCAACUUGACUGCAGGCAGCAUUGUAAAGACCUAAGUAGCUUAUAUUUGUAUAUUAGGGAUUGAAGGACAGAUUGUGUGUUUUGUGGGUUCGGGGUUUUCUAAGCUUUAAUCGAGUUGGUUCGCAAAAUCAGAUCUGACUGACUGAUCAGUUUCUCUUUUCCUUCGUCAUUUCAAAGAUUCGAUUGUUCAAAAAGGAGAGACCAAACCGGACGCUUUCAGUGGGGAUGAAUAAACUCGAAGCGUUCGGUCACUCCGCUGUUUUGCUUUAAAUGUGAUUCUCCCGCGCAAACCGGCGUUUCGCGCCAGUUGCUGCACGGUGACUACGCUUAAAUAUGUCUUUCCCGAAGACCGUCGAGGUCUUGUGAUGUGCUUGCAUGAUACGGGAGGGUUUCCCUCUCUCUUUUUUUCUGUUGUGCAUGUAGAUAUGAUUUUUGGGGGGUUAAGAUUCUCUUGUUUACAUAUGAAUCAUACUAUUGAGAUAUUAUAAUCAGAAUGACAGUUACAUAUAAAUAUAUGGACGUUGCCAAACUUUUGGUAAAUGUUUAAAUAUGGAAACGAUUUUAAAGCGAGUUUCUUCACUACAUUUAUCCAUAAAUAUUAUUAUUAUUAUUAUUAUGAAAAUUAACAAAUAAAAAUGUGAGUUAUUCUGGAUUGGUGUCCGUCACUCCCAUCGAAGAUUUUUUUUUCUUUCCUCUUUAAAAAAAAAGA